Molecule: messenger RNA, 4550 nt
Organism: Rosa rugosa (rugosa rose)
Lineage: Eukaryota; Viridiplantae; Streptophyta; Magnoliopsida; Rosales; Rosaceae
Product: putative pentatricopeptide repeat-containing protein At1g10330
Exons: 9
Coding region: 1896-4166 (756 amino acids)
Biological process (GO): plant-type primary cell wall biogenesis; RNA modification; cellulose biosynthetic process
Cellular component (GO): trans-Golgi network; plasma membrane
Molecular function (GO): RNA binding; cellulose synthase (UDP-forming) activity; protein binding
Source: RefSeq, a predicted model, not a curated record
UUUGUGCCCACAUAAUCUCUGCAAUGGCGAAUGACCUCAUUUUUGUUGGGAUAUUCAUAGACUAAAGUUCCAAAUGCUGACCCAGAUAUGUGACAUUUGCUACUAAAGAAUGACAGAACUCAAACGGAUACUCUGCUUUUCCCCCAAAAGUCAAUCAGGUUAUGUUAGACAUCAUCGGAAAAAACAACCGGUAUGAGUCUUAACACUAACUCUUAAUUAGAUUUAGAAUGCACAUUGAUUGCAGUAGGGAGGGUAGACUAUGCUAGAAUGAUUCGCUGCCUUUGCAUUUCCAUUUGUUUUCUCUUGUUUUUUUUUUUUUUUUGUUUUUCCUUUAGAAUGAGUAGUUGGUAACCAAAAGACUCAUUGACAUUAUUGGCUAUUACUGUUUUAGCAGCAAGCCAGCCUAGGUGAAUACAAAACCUACCAGACCAUUGACAUUUAUUAAUGCUUGGAACAGUUGGCACGGAAAGAAACUCAAAAACCAAGUGAAACCUUUUCUUUGUGCAAUAAGAAACAAAUCACAGUCUUUCUCAUUAGGUCAUCAGUGAUUGAGCAAUAUAGAAAGGGGGGAGAGAGAGAGAGGUGGGGACCUCCCUUAGUAGUCCUCCUUCCAUUCAAUAGAAAAGUACUAAAGAAGAAUAUCUAUGUUGAAAGUUGAAACACUGGUGUCCUUCCAGUCUGUUCUAUUCUAUAAGGUGUCUGUUUGUACUUUGUUGUCUUUUACUUGGUAACAUUAGUUAUAUUGUUAGUAACAAAUUGCAGUUAAAAAGCAUGAUUUUUCCAAUAUGCUUGUACAACUUGAUUAUGUUGUUAGUUUAAAAUUAGAAACCCACUUUGACAAUUAAUUGGUACAUACUUUUAUCUUCAUCAAUAUAUUAAUGUGCUACAUAAGAUAAGAUGUUUAUCAACUUAAAUGACACCUUUGUUCUUGUCUUUUUCUUGCAUUAGAUCUGUGUUUUCUCUGUUUGGAAAAAUUUCCAUCUUCUAGUACGGUCACUCACUGCUUAUAUUUUCUGUUUAAUAUGAAAAAUUUGAAUAGAGAAUCCUAUCUUUUCAACCAUUUUGUUAUUUUAUGUUCAUCACACAGCAAAUAAAAUGAACAAACAAACUGCUUAGAGCAAAUCUCUAUCACAAUAGCAGUCACUGCUGACGUCUUGUUAUGUUCUCCACUUAACCAUAGUUUGAAUGUCAGUUAAGAUAUAAUAAAAAUUGUAUUUGAGUUAGCUUACCAGAGUAUUAAUCAGAUUAGUGUUUCGUAAGUAGUGCACAAGGUUCUCAAAUCAUUCAUGCUCUGUACAAUGCUUCUGUCUCUUUCUUGAUGGGUGUGUUUGUAUUCGGUUGUGUAUGUCGUCCAGGAGGACUAUGAUUAUAUGUAUUAUGCAUAUAUGGUGGUCCAUUGCCCAAACAAUUGGACUACCUCUGUUGACAUGAUUUCCUCUGUUGUUGAGAUGCUGUUUGAAGCAUGCCUUAAGAACACAAGAGAAUAUUUUGCUCGUAUCUACGAUCACAAGAUACUUGUUUGAAAAAUUUGGCUAAUAAGUUCAAUAGGUUUUACAAACCUUAAAAAGAUUUAGUGAGCAAUUAAGCCUAAAUGGAUUAUUUUUAUUUGGAUGAAAUAUUUCUAUAUGUAAGCUGCAUCCUCUGCCAAGAACAGAAACUACUCAGAAGCUACUCACUCUCACUGUGAUUGCAACCUUAUAUCAAUAUUCACUUUCAUAUGCAGAAAAUUUGUUUAAUUAAAUUGGUUUGGUAUGUCCUUCCACAUUGGAUAUGCUUGCAUCAACAUAUCUUUUGAAAAAUUAUGCCACAUAACCAACUGGCUAGCUAGACUGCUAUAAAUAUGUACGUGCAAAACUUCAAGACAACUGAGACACCUUCAGAACAUUACAUAAACCAUGGCCAACUCAAACUCUCUUCCUCUCUAUGAAAGGGUUGAGCACAGAAACACACUGCAUAAAAUCAUGGAGUUUAUAAUCCUCUUCCUCCUCCUUUCACUCCUUGUUUAUCGUCUCCUCUCUUUCAACAACCAUGGUUUAUCCUGGUCCAUCGCAUUCCUCUGCGAGCUCUGGUUUACCUUCAGUUGGGUCGUCACCAUCAGCAACAAAUGGAUUCUUGUUGACCAUAAACCAUACCCCGACCGCCUAUUGCAACGGGUGCCUAAGGAUGAGCUUCCAGCAGUAGACUUGUUUGUGACAACAGCAGACCCAGAGCUUGAACCACCUAUCAUUACCGUAAACACUGUUCUGUCUCUGUUGGCAGUUGAUUACCCAACACAGAAACUAGCAUGCUAUGUUUCUGAUGAUGGGUGUUCCCCUAUCACCUUCUACUCACUUGUGGAAGCAUCAAAAUUUGCUAAGAUUUGGAUUCCCUUUUGCAAAAAGUACAAUGUUCAAGUUAGAGCUCCUUUUAGAUACUUCACCAAUAAUUCCACGCUUUCUGGAAAUAAUAAUAAUAGCUCAAUGGAAUUCAAGCAUGAAUGGAAGAUAGUGAAGGAUGAAUAUGAGCAACUUAGCAGCAAAAUAGAGGAUGCGGUGCGCAAAUCAAUCAAUCCAUCUGAUAUUAUCGAAUGCGACUUUUCAGUGUUUUCAAAUGUACAGCGUAAUGAUCAUCCAACAAUAAUCAAGGUUGUAUGGGAGAACAAAGAAGCACAUUCGAAUCGUCCAGUGCCACAUUUAGUUUAUAUAUCCAGAGAAAAACGGCCAAAGCACCCACAUCAUGCCAAAGCCGGGGCCAUGAAUGUUCUGACUAGAGUCUCUGGAUUGAUGACCAAUGCUCCGUACAUGCUAAACGUGGACUGUGACAUGUUCGUCAACAGCCCAAACAUUAUUCUUCAUGCAAUGUGUAUGCUACUUGGAUCAAAGAAUGAAAAUGAAAAUGCGUUUGUUCAGUGUCCUCAAGUCUUCUGUGACAGUCUAAAGGAUGAUCCUUUCGGAAAUCAGAUGAUAGUUUGGUGGAAGUAUGUUGGACAAGGAGUUUCAGGAAUUCAGGGACCUUUUUAUUCCGGAACAGGAUGUGUUCAUAGACGAAAAGUCAUCUAUGGUCUAUCCCCCAAUUAUGUGAAAGUUGGAGAAACAAAUGCAAUAAGCAUGAUGAACGGUAAAUCAGCCGAUGAAGAAUUACGUGAUGUGUUUGGAAAGGAAUUUACCAAAUCAGCUGUUGAUGCUUUGAACGGGAAGGCAGCAUGUCCUGACAUGCUUACAGAAACUAUUGAGGCUGCAUACCAAGUUACUGGUGUUGGAUAUGAGUAUGGCACACACUGGGGCAAAAAGGUGGGAUGGAUGUAUGGAUCCACAGUUGAAGAUAUCCUCACUGGGCUUUCAAUCCAUAACAAAGGUUGGAGAUCCAUUGUUUAUGCACCAGACCCACCAGCCUUUCUAGGAUUCGCGCCUACCGGUGGGCCUGCUUCAAUGACCCAACAAAAAAGGUGGGCCACCGGCCUGUUUGAAAUCCUCCUCAGUAAAAACUGCCCCAUAUUUGGUACUCUCUUUGCAAACCUCCAGUUCAGGCAGUGCUUGGGCUACUUCUGUAUCCUUCCAUGGGGGCUACACUCAGUUCUCGAGCUACACUAUGCUGCUUUGCCAGCCUAUAGUAUCAUCACCAACUCAAACUUCUUGCCGAAGGGCCAAGAACCGGCUUACUAUAUACUCGUAGCUUUGUUUCUGAUCUACACUAUGUACACUUCAUCAGAGUACCUUAGAACCGGUCAAUCAAUCCGAGCAUGGUGGAAUAACCAAAGAAUGGGAAGAAUAAUCUCAAUGAGUGCAUGGCUUUUUGGAUUUCUUAGUGUCAUACUCAAACUCUUGGGCAUAUCCGAGACAGUCUUCGAGGUAACACGAAAAGACCAAUCUACAUCAAGCGAUGAAGGCACUGAAGAUACUGAAGCCGGAAAAUUCACCUUUGACCAGUCCCCGGUUUUCAUACCUCCCACAGCAAUGUUGUUUCUGCAACUAACAGCACUGGCCACCGCUUUGUUGGGGCUUCAACCAACAGCCGGUGAUGGGGUGGAAUCAGGCUCUUUGGAGACCAUGUGCAGUGUUUUGUUGGUGGUAUGCUUAUUACCGUUUUUGAAAGGUCUGUUUGGAUCAGGAAAAUAUGGAAUUCCUCUGUCUACCAUAUUUAAGUCUGCUGGUCUUGCACUACUCUUCUACACCUUGUGCAGAUAUUAGGAUGGUAGCUUGUAGCUAGUACCUGCUACUCUUCUACACCUUGUGCUAUUGACGGUGCUGGCAAUCGCUUCAUUGGGUUUUCAACCACCAGCCUGCAUCGAUCAGGGCUCAGGCAUAUUAAAGGUUAUAAUAAGUCUCUGCUUGGUUGUACGCCUCUCGCCAGUUUUUAAAGGCUUGUUUGGUAUUGGGGAUUCCUGAUUGAAAUCUGCUUGUUUGCACUACAUGUAAUAAUCUGCUAGGAGCUUUUAUUUUACUUUUGGUCCAAUGUAGGAUUUUGUGGUUCAUUCUGUAAUAUAUUAUCUGCUCUGAAAUUAAGAGAAAAUCCUCUGUUAUUGGUAUGGCAGCUAGUCUUGUUACUAUAAUAAAUUUGGCAAUUUGCUAGUA